CCGUGACAAACCAAUCAAGGCACAUGCAACCACUGACAUCAUUUCCGGUAAACAAGAUUAAAGGUCGACCACAGUUUUUCCUGUGUGAUAGUUACCGAUAAUACAGUAGUUUCCGUGUCAAACAGUGAAGAGUAUCGAGGAUGUGUACUUUAUGACGCCAAAUAGGGUCCAUGCUGUGAAAGAAUAAAAUGAAGAACAACGAAAGGAAACUGCUUGUCGAAGAGCCCGAAAAUAGGGUUGUGAAAUGUGUUUUAGUUGGCGAUGGCGGGGUAGGCAAGACAUCGCUUCUGGUUAGCUACUUGACGAACGGAUUUCCUAAUAACUAUAUUCCCACAGCUUUCGACGAUUAUAGCGGUAAGUAAAAGCACACAAAGAAUUAUUUUAUGUCCAUUCCUGCGGUUGAAAGAAUCCUCAAUUCAUUUAUUAUUUAUUUUGUUUUAUUUUAGUAACAGUUAAAGUCGACAAGGUGCCGUAUACAUUGCAAUUUUGCGAUACAGCAGGCCAGGCAAGUCUUCAUUGUUUUUCUUUCGUUUUACGCAGCAAAUUUUGUUAUGAAUUAUUUCUACGUUAUUAUUUUUAGAGGUUAUUAUUUAUCACGCAAGGUGAGUCGAUAAAGCUUGUCUUUAUGAUUAAUAUUUUCUGAGCGCAAAGCUUACGAAAUUUAUAUAGAGUUGUCAAGUCCAAAAUUAAGUUCGAAGUUUUAGUAAUGAAAAUAUUCUUUUUGCUUGUGUAAAGCAUAUUGUUUGUUAAAAAUGAAUUUAACGCUCAAUUAAACAGGCAGCUGGGCGAGUAAAGACGCAAUUAAAAUAAAGCAGCUCAUAAACCUAAGCUUAUAAUUAUGGCUCGUGUGUGCCGUUCCAUCCUCCAAAAUUCUCACUUAUGAGCGUCGAUGUACAAGUUUUGUUGUUUACAUUCACAUAUGAUGGUGUUAAAAAAUUGUACUCGCUCGUUAAAGAGUAUUAAGUUGUUUGUUCUGUUUUUUUUAGGAGGACUUCGAUGCUUUGAGGCCUCUGUGUUAUCCUUCUACUGAUGUGUUUAUUAUUUGUUUUUCUGUGGUUUCUCCGACAUCUUUCGCAAACGUUUCACAAAAAUGGCUCCCAGAAAUACGUAAAUAUUCGAGAACUGUGCCUGUCGUUCUUGUUGGGACGCAUUGUGACUUGAGGACAGAUGUACAAGAGUUAAUACGACUCUCGAAACUUGGACAAGAGCCUAUUACGGGUCAGAAAGCCGAGAGCUUUGUGAAAAAGGCUGGAAUCGUCUGCUAUAUUGAAACUUCGGCGGUCACUCAAAAAAACAUGAAAUCCGUUUUCGAUGAAGCUAUUAUCAACGGAUUAAGACCACCAACGAGUAACAAAAGAUCUGACCUCAAAGGUUGCGUGUGUAGCGUCAUGUAAUACUCGUUGGUUGUUUGUUAUUUUGUAAGUUUUGAGGCGAUAAAUUCAGCGUGAACUGCGUGUGAUGAUACAGCAUACAGCCGGAUGUCACAGCGGAGAUGAUAAAAUCGUUAUUUAUAAAGUUUACAGGCCACGUUGUCGUCAUGCGUUCAUUACACAGCACACCUGGGAUCCUGUAGGGCUGAAGACCGAGAAUUUAAUUGCUAUGCGUUAUUUAUAUUGUUGG
Messenger RNA from Porites evermanni, 1620 nucleotides. Lineage: Eukaryota; Metazoa; Cnidaria; Anthozoa; Scleractinia; Poritidae. The record is from the annotation of a GenBank genome assembly.